CUACAGUUAUCAUCGACCGUCGAGUAAUAGAUAAUACGUGAGUCGUGACAGUCAUAUUCUAUAUUUCAUAAUAAGUGUUGGUGUCGAUUGAUUUUGAUAAAAACCUCAAUGUAGAUAUUUAAAGGUAAACUCACAUAAUAAGGCUCUCUUGUAAAAUCGAAUCUAAAUGAAACGAGGCCUAUGUAACAUAUUUUUGGAAUUAUAACGAUAUCAGAAGACCAUACUAUGAUGUUUCUACUGAGCAACCACACAAACGAUGUGAAGCGUUCUGAAAAUUAUUAGUUAUUAAGUUUAUUAACUUGCAGUGACGAUAUAUUUAAAAACAUUCGGAGACGAUGUCAAUAUUGAACUAAAAUAAUUAAUAAGUCUUUGUCGUAGAAACCGUACAUUGGUUGUUGUUAAUCAAAUUAUGGGACUGCUUUUUUCAAAAAUUUGGAGCUUGUUCGGAAACGAAGAGCACAAGUUAGUACUUGUUGGGUUAGAUAAUGCUGGCAAAACAACGAUACUUUAUCAGCUGCUUCUCGGUGAGGCCGUGCACACGAGGCCAACUAUCGGCUCCAAUGUCGAAGAAGUAGUAUGGCGGAACCUUCGUUUUGUGAUGUGGGACCUGGGAGGACAACAGAGUCUACGCUCGGCUUGGACUACUUACUACACAAACAGUGAAUUUGUGAUAAUGGUGAUUGACUCCACUGAUCGACAAAGAUUGAACAUAAGCCGUGAGGAACUGCAUAGAAUGCUCUUGCAUGAGGAACUCAGCAAGGCAUGCCUCUUAGUCUUUGCUAAUAAACAGGACGUGAAGGGGUCGAUGACGGCGGCGGAGAUAUCAGAGCAGUUGGAUCUCACUUCCAUUAAGCAGCAUCCGUGGCAUAUCCAGGCCUGCUGCGCGCUCACCGGCGAGGGCUUGCACAUGGGCCUCGAGUGGAUCGCGAGCCGAAUAAAGAAGAAGUGACGAUCCGGGCAGCGUGCGCUCGUCGCGGAAUAUUAAUAUUGAUGUUACUUUUUUCGAUAAUGGAGUAUAUUUUUUAAAACAUGUGAAAUUAAAUCCUAUUCUUCUUGUCUGAUUUUACUCUAUUAUAUAUUGUAAUAAAUAAACUAUUCACUAGGCGUGGUAUGAAUAAUGUAAUAAAUAAUUUUUCUCGA
Molecule: messenger RNA, 1140 nt
Organism: Vanessa atalanta (red admiral)
Lineage: Eukaryota; Metazoa; Arthropoda; Insecta; Lepidoptera; Nymphalidae
Gene: Arl5
Product: ADP-ribosylation factor-like protein 5B
Exons: 6
Coding region: 410-949 (179 amino acids)
Biological process (GO): vesicle-mediated transport; intracellular protein transport; protein localization to Golgi membrane
Cellular component (GO): cytoplasm; trans-Golgi network
Molecular function (GO): GTPase activity; GTP binding
Source: RefSeq, a predicted model, not a curated record